AUGCCAGUCGGUGCUUGGGAUUCACAUAUGCAUGUUACGGAUCCAAGUUAUCCUUUGGCGAAAGGUGCAGCUUACGUUCCUGGCUUGCACACUUUGACCGAUGUCCACAAUUUCGAAAAGACGAUAGGAAUUCGCGAUACCGUCUUCGUCCAACCUUCGAUUUACGGUGACGACAAUUCAUGCCUUCUCGACGCUCUUCGAGUGGUUGGGCCCUCUCAUGGUCGUGGUGUGGUCGCUAUCAAUCCCGACACGCUGAACAUCGGCCAGCUUCAAGGAUGGCAUAAGCUCGGCGUCCGUGGUGUCCGUCUCAAUCUCAAAUCGACCGAUGCAACAUAUACAGAAGAUUCUCUCACGACAAUGCUUCGCAAAUACGCAGACGCCAUCCGAGACUUCAACUGGGUUCUGGAGCUUUAUAUUGGCAUGGAAGCGAUGCCGAUCCUCGAGAAGAUUGUACCCAAUCUUGGUGUUAGGAUAUCGAUCGCUCAUUUUGGCGCACCGACGUUACCAGAUCCGAAAGAUGCAAAUCAUCCUCUCAACCCAUAUCAGAUUGCUGGCUUCACAUCACUAGUCAACUUAGUUCGAGCUGGAGCUACAUGGAUCAAGUUCUCAGCAGCUUAUAGAUUUGACAACGAUACACAAUUCCGCGGUGUGGAGAGUAUUGCUCGCGAAAUGCUCAAGGUUGCCGGCAACCGCUGCGUUUUCGCCUCUGACUGGCCGCACACGAGGUACGAUGGCCUUGACAUCAAACCCUUCGUUGAAACAGUGCUGGACUGGACAGACGAAGCGGACUUGACGAAGGAAGUGUUCAGUCUGAAUGCAAAGGAGCUGUGGGAUAUUGAUCAGAGACGAGAUAGUCAAGAUCCUUUGGAUUGUGCUUGA
Messenger RNA from Aureobasidium namibiae CBS 147.97, 879 nucleotides. RefSeq names its product amidohydrolase 2. The transcript has a single exon. Gene Ontology annotation, molecular function: hydrolase activity. Bases 1 to 879 code for a protein of 292 amino acids. The record is from RefSeq and is a predicted model, not a curated record. Lineage: Eukaryota; Fungi; Ascomycota; Dothideomycetes; Dothideales; Saccotheciaceae.